UCCCUGUUAACGGCACAUCGGCAUGUGAAGUGGACGUUUAAGCUGACAUUAGGGCGGUAGCUUUGCCCGCUGCUAUGUCAACACUAGCGGCGUUACGGUCGGAGGGUCCACCUUGGCGCUGCGCUAUCCAGCAAACAAAAGAACAUUCACCUCUGCUGCACUGAAAUGAUUAUUUAGACAAGAUCGAUACACCACAUGGAAAACGUAAUAAAAUAAUCGGCACCGACUCGGCUCAUGAAGCCCAAGGACAACAUGGCGAUGCCGGUGAAGAAGAAGAGGAAGUUCCCUGGCGCGGAGGACCAACGGAUCAGAAAGUGUAAAAUCACAAGCUUCACGACAAGAACCCCGCUCCAUGGGGAGCAUGUGCUGGGUCCAGAGAAGACCUUCUCCACUAAGAAGUGCAUGGCCUGGUUCCAGGUGUAUGCCGGUCCAGACCACGUCCUGGGCCCAGAUGGAAUGGAGAAGUUCUGUGAAGACAUCGGGGUGGAACCGGAGAAUGUUGUCAUGUUGGUCCUAGCCUGGCGAUUACGGGCUGUUAAUAUGGGUUUUUUUACUAAAGAAGAGUGGCUCGAAGGAAUGUCCUUAUUAAAGUGUGACAGCACAGAGCGGUUACAGAGCAAGAUGGAGGACCUCCGCUCUGGCCUGAACGAUGCAGCGCUCUUUAAAAACAUCUACAGAUAUGCCUUUGACUUCGCCAGGGAUAAAGACCAGAGAAGUCUGGACAUGGACACAGCCAUGUCCAUGCUGGACCUGCUGCUAGGGAGAACGUGGCCUCUCUUCCCCCUUUUUCACAAGUUCCUGGAGCAGUCCAAGUACAAAGGGAUGAACAAGGACCAGUGGUACAACGUCCUGGAGUUCAGCCGCACCAUCAGCACAGACCUCAGCAACUACGAUGAAGACGGAGCGUGGCCCGUGCUGCUAGACGAGUUUGUGGAAUGGCAGAAGACUCGGCCGAUAGCCUCAUAGCGGUGGAACUCAACCAAACCAACCCUGAGGAAGAGUGGGGGGGGUGGGGGGACACUCACCGGUUCGCUCGCUCACUCACCACAAAACGGAAACAGAAAAACCAACAAGAAAAGUUGAGGGUUCUCAGCUGUACUCUGGACUACAGACUCAUCCGAUGAACUACAUAAACACUCAUGCUUAUGGGUUACAAGCACAUGCAUGUACACACACACACACACACCAUACAUGCAAACACUCACGCACUCCACAGAUCACUCAAUGGCCCUGUUCACUCUCCAAGCAGCCGUUUGAGCCGUUAAUCUCAUGAGAGACUUUAUACAGUGUUAAUUUAAAAAAGAUCGGAAAAAUAAUAAUGGGGCGGGGGUUGGUACG
Messenger RNA from Gadus chalcogrammus (walleye pollock), 1338 nucleotides. It is a transcript of the gene dcun1d5, whose product is annotated as DCN1, defective in cullin neddylation 1, domain containing 5 (S. cerevisiae). NCBI's taxonomy places the organism in Eukaryota, Metazoa, Chordata, Actinopteri, Gadiformes, Gadidae. Gene Ontology annotation, biological process: positive regulation of ubiquitin-protein transferase activity; protein neddylation. Gene Ontology annotation, cellular component: ubiquitin ligase complex. The record is from RefSeq and is a predicted model, not a curated record. Gene Ontology annotation, molecular function: ubiquitin conjugating enzyme binding; cullin family protein binding; ubiquitin-like protein binding. Bases 235 to 966 code for a protein of 243 amino acids. The transcript has 8 exons.